Messenger RNA from Epinephelus fuscoguttatus (brown-marbled grouper), 3254 nucleotides. RefSeq names its product CD276 antigen homolog. Lineage: Eukaryota; Metazoa; Chordata; Actinopteri; Perciformes; Serranidae. The transcript has 5 exons. The coding region runs from base 1857 to 2708 and encodes 283 amino acids. The record is from RefSeq and is a predicted model, not a curated record.
UAUCUCAAACUGGAAUUACAGAUAUCCACAAGUUCACACAGAAAGAACACAGGAUGUCUCACUUCUUGAGCUGACUGAGGGUGUUCACCAAUCAGAUUUUGCAUGACCUCUGUGAGCCAAUCGUUUCGUUGCUAUACAACUUUCUUUCUCUGCUAUGUUAGUGUCACUACGGCCUUAAAAUAAUGAUGUCAGAGUGGGGUCUAAUUAAAUCAAUCAAUUUUAUUUAUAAAGCCUAAUAUUACAAAUCACAGUUUGCCUCAGAGGGCUUUACAGCAUACGACAUCCCUAGGACCCUCACAGCGGAUUUGGGAAAACUCCCCCCCAAAAAAACCUGUAAUGGGAAAAUAAAAAGGAGAAACCUCAGGAAGAGCAACUGAGGAGGGAUCCCGCUUCCAGGACGGACAGACGUGCAAUAGAUGUUAUACAGAACAGAUCAACAUAAUAAAUUAACAGUAAUCCAUAUGACACAAUGAGACAGAAAGAGAGACAGGGCAGACAGUAAUGACAGUAGCUUACAACAACAUUAAUUUAAGUAGUAAUAUCAUAAUAAUAAUAAUUACGACUAUUGUGGCGUAAUAUGUUGUAAGUAUAUGGUAAUAUAUGAUAGUAUAUAUAUGUGACAAUAAUAAUCAUAUGUGUAUAUUAACAGUAGAAGUAUGACUAAUAAUAACAGCAGCAGUAGGAGGCAUCAGGCAGGACCACGGCAGCAGCACAACCACGUCACAUGAUCCAGGCACAGCUGCGAUACGAGGUAACCGGCCAGACAGGGGAGCACAAAGGCUCCGGAGAAGAAGCCAAGUUAGCGAGAUGCAGUAACAGGACAUGAGUGUUAGCAAAGAAGAGAAGGUGCUUGGUGUAUUAUAGGAGGUCCCCCGGCAGACUAAGCCUAUGUCAGCCUAACUAGGAGCUGGUCCAAAACAAGCCUGAGGCAGCCCUAACUAUAAUUAUUAAAGACUCCUCCUAUGUUCUCCAGGAAGUUUCUCAGUGCUCUUAAGUUGAGGCAUGAUUUUAUGACAUUUCAACUUGCUUGGAAGUUAUUCAUUAUCCAAUAUCCACAAGGUCAUGAGAACAGUUUUAAACAAAGAAAAUAUGAUACAUCACCACUAGAUGGGGGUUAAAACUAAUGCUAACACACUAAAACAUGGCAGGACUGAUGGUGAAUUCAGCUCACACUGUUAACUCUUCUAUGAAUCGAUCCUGUUAAUAAGAUGCUGUCUAUAGGAGGUCAGAAAUGUUGUGAUGAGUUUUAUCUGUACUUUGUGCCUAUUCACCACUUAUAGGCCACAUGUAAAUAGAAGGUAAAUAAAAAUACAAUUUUGUACAGCUGUGACAUGUGCAUUAUAGGGAAACUGCAUUGUAGUGAAGUGUAUCCUCAGAUGACUUCCAGAUGUCGUGGUUAGAUAUGUCCCUUCCCCUACAAGCAUACAUGGUCAGUGAAGCUAUUUAAACAUGAAAUGGCCACUUGAAGUCAUACAGUAUUGUGAAUACUUGUGCCUUGCUGUUAAUUUCCACAUGCCAUAUCCUUCUCAAAAGGAUAUACAUCACUUUAUCAUCAUCAUCAUCAUCAUCGUCAUUGUGACCUUGAAAUCUAAACAUUUGCAGUGUUACUGCGUCAGUGGUGAAAUAUCUUUAUAGCUAUGCUUCAUUGCUGGAGUUCUUAUGAAUGAUGAGUCAGCAUGCAUGCAACAUUGGAAAGCACAGAGAUGCUAAGCUGUCGGUCAGAAGAGGAAGUAGAGGUCUGAUAGUGAUUAGCCAGCUUUAAAAAUAUUGGUGGGUGUUUGCUGGCACAUGUGCUUCAAGCCCAGUCAAAGUGUGUUCCUCUCUGGUGCGUAGCAAGCAAGCUUGUCAUCUCAAGAAUGCUUAUUGUAUCAGUGGCAUACUUUCUCCUGUUAGGGUCUGAUGCAACAGUGGUUCUUAAUGUCAACACUACUGUCAGCAAAUCAGUGGUACUUCCAUGUAUACUGAUGACCCCCACUCCCAUUGGCUUAAACAAUUUACGUUUUUACUGGCAAGAUGAAGGAAAAUACGUACUGUACUCUUUUAAUAAGGGAGAGGAGAAGCCUGCACAUGUAAAGGAACGUUAUCAAGCCAGGGUCACAGCCUUCCCACAGGACAUGAUAAGAGGAAAUAUUUCAGUUAAACUUAGAAACGUAACACUUAAAGAUAACCAAAAGGUUUUCCAGGCUUUUGCACCAGUUUCUGAUAGCAGAAGGAAACCCAUUGUUACACCCAUCUGCCAAAUAACUUUACAUGUUGCAGUUCCUUACGAGAGUGCCAGGCUGACUGUAAAUGAAGAAAAAAUGACUGCAGUCUGCACUACACAAAGAGGAUUCCCUAAGCCUUGGGUAGAGUGGAGACUUCAUUACCUAUCUGACAAAAGCCAACACUUAGUUGACCAGAGGGAUGUAAACACUACAGCGGUGCAGGACCCUCGGGAUCAUCUCUACAGUCUCAGAAGCACUAUACAUAUCCCUGGGGAUCAAUAUCAAUCUAUGACUUGCCUCAUCUACAACCCUACCCAAAAUGAGACUUUGAUCACCACCCACGAUUUAAACAAAGGUGAAGCAGAGAAGAGCCUCCCUGACUGGGCCACAGCUUUGACAGUGACUGUUGCUGUAGUUCUCAGCUUAUGCUGCAGUUGUGUAGCACAUCACAUGUACUGGAGAACCAGACAGUCUUCUUCCCCACCUGACUGCGCUGAUUUAUGAUCCUCACUACAUCUGGAAUAAAAAAAAAGGAAUAUAUUUCAAAAUUUAACAUUCAUCAUAAUGGAAAUUCUCUACACAAGGUCUAACUUAUCGUUUUUGUAACCCAGCAUCACUAAUGCUCUUUUAAGUCACAAGGCUUCAAAUCCUUGUGAACCUAAAACAAGAGAAGUUGAAGCUGUUGUUGAUGCCAGUGAUUUUGUAAUACUAUUAAUAGUCAAUACUAUUAAUGUUUAGGCUGACUCAUUGGCCAACAUUAGUGUUACUGCAGGAACCAGCUGCUAAAUAAAAACAAACUGGUGAAUAACUGUGCCAGCACCACCAAGUGGUGAACAGGGCAACAUAUUCUCAUUCUGACCUCGUCACAUAUCGACGUUUGGACAUGGACUUUUCACGUUGAGAUAUGACGUGCAAGGUACCCUGGGUACGUUGGUCGUUGACAUUCUGGGACACUGUGUCAACUUCAGCCUAUUAUAUGCUGUUUUCAAAAUACACUUCGGUUUUCAGGAAAUGUACACUUUGCAUACAGUCUCUUUCAAAAUAAAUGCA